Dromaius novaehollandiae (emu) is the source of this 8156-nucleotide messenger RNA. RefSeq names its product diaphanous related formin 2 (gene DIAPH2). The transcript is spliced from 28 exons. NCBI's taxonomy places the organism in Eukaryota, Metazoa, Chordata, Aves, Casuariiformes, Dromaiidae. The coding region runs from base 34 to 3510 and encodes 1158 amino acids. Gene Ontology annotation, biological process: actin cytoskeleton organization; actin filament polymerization. Gene Ontology annotation, molecular function: actin binding; small GTPase binding. Gene Ontology annotation, cellular component: actin filament. The record is from RefSeq and is a predicted model, not a curated record.
ACACGCCGCUGCCUUCGCCCUCCUCAACUGGGCAUGCGCGGCGCGGCGGCGCCUGCGCGCUGGCGGCCCCCGCGCUGGGUGGGGCGGCGCGCGUGCGUAGAAGUGCGCGGCGUUGCUGAGGCGCUGCCGGCAGCUCUAUGGAGCCCUGAGGCUGCGGCCGCGCAGCGGAGGAAACGUUGCCCCAGGGGCGCGGGCGGCAGGAUGGACGGCCCGGCGGCCCUGGGCGGCGGCGAGGAGCCGCUGGGCUCCGGCAGGGCGAACGCGAAGCGGGGCGGGCGCGCCGCCGAGGAGGAGAGCCGCAACAAGCCCAAGCUGAAUAUUCAAAUAAAAACUUUGGCAGAUGAUGUGCGUGACAGAAUAACAAGCUUUAGAAAAUCAGGAGUGAAAAGAGAGAAACCUCUCAUUCAACAUCCUAUUGACUCUCAAGCUUCUAUCAGUGAACUCCCAGUUGCCCAGCCAGUUGUUGAUGAACGUUGCAUGAACUUAUCAGAAAAAGAAGUCAUGGAUCUCUUUGAAAAAAUGAUGGAAGACAUGAAUCUAAAUGAAGAACGUAAAGCUCCCUUAAGAGAUAAAGACUUGACCACAAAACGUGAGAUGGUUGUCCAGUACAUUUCUGCAACUGCCAAAUCUAUAGUCGGAAGUAAAGUUCCGGGUGGACUGAAAAACAGCAAGCAUGAAUGCACGCUAUCCUCCCAAGAAUAUGUUCAUGAAUUGCGGUCUGGAAUUGCAGAGGAAAAGCUGCUUAAUUGCCUAGAGUCUUUGAGAGUGUCUCUAACAAGCAAUCCAGUCAGCUGGGUUAACAAUUUUGGACAUGAAGGUCUUGGACUUCUCUUGGAUGUCCUGGAAAGGCUCCUGGACAAGAAACAGCAAGAAAGUAUUGAUAAGAAGAAUCAACAUAAACUUAUCCAGUGCCUCAAAGCAUUUAUGAACAACAAAUAUGGCUUGCAAAGGAUUCUAGGAGAUGAAAGAAGUCUUUUAUUGUUAUCAAGAGCAAUUGAUCCAAAGCAACCUAACAUGAUGACAGAAACAGUGAAAAUACUUUCUGCUAUCUGCAUUGUUGGGGAGGAAAAUAUUCUUGACAAACUUUUAGGAGCUAUAACAACUGCUGCUGAAAGGCGCAAUAGAGAACGGUUUUCACAAAUUGUUGAAGGGCUGGAGAACCAUGAAUUUUUACAACUGCAGGUAGCCUGUAUGCAGUUCAUCAAUGCCCUUGUUACAUCUCCAGAAGAUCUUGAUUUCAGGAUACACUUGAGAAAUGAGUUUUUACGUUGUGGGCUGAAAAAAAUAUUGCCUGACUUGAAAGAUAAGGAAAAUGAAGAGCUUGAUAUUCAGUUGAAAGUGUUUGAUGAAAACAAAGAAGAAGACUUAAUUGAGCUGUCACAUCGUCUCAGUGAUAUCAGAGCUGAAAUGGAUGAUAUUAAUGAAGUAUAUCAUCUGUUGUAUAAUAUGUUGAAAGAUACAUCUUCUGAAAACUACUUUCUGUCAAUUCUCCAACAUUUCCUUCUGAUCAGGAAUGAUUAUUAUGUUCGACCUCAGUAUUACAAGAUAAUAGAAGAAUGCGUUUCACAGAUAAUAUUGCACUGCAGUGGCAUGGACCCAGAUUUUAAAUGUAGAGGAAGACUGGAUGUGGAUCUUAGUCACCUUAUUGAUGCGUGUGUGGACAAAGCUAAGGUAGAAGAAAGUGAAAAAAAAGCAGCAGAAUUUUCCAAAAAGUUUGAUGAAGAGUUCACAGCUCGACAGGAGGCACAGGCUGAACUUCAGAAACGAGAGGAGAAAAUCAAAGAGCUUGAAACAGAAAUCAAACAGCUACAAACGCAGGUGAAAAAUACUCCUACACAUCAGGCUCCAGGCCUGACAGGUCAACUGACAGAAGCGCCACCACCACCUCCACCCUUGCCAAGUGAGAUGGUGCCACCACCGCCACCACCUCCGCCACCACCUCCACCUCCUUUGUUACCUGCUGGAGCGGCUCCUCCUCCUCCUCCUCCUCCACCUUUGUGUGGGCCUCCAAUGCCACCAUCUCUUCGAGGUGCUCCUGCUUUUCCUCCCCUUCCAGUGAUACCAGCAUUACCACAUGGAAUGAAGGAGAAGAAAAAGUAUAAGCCAGAAGUCUCUAUGAAAAGAAUCAACUGGUCAAAGGUUGAGCCUCACGAAAUAACGGAAUGCAGCUUUUGGGUAAAAGCUAGAGAAGAUAAAUUUGAAAGCCCAGAUAUGUUUGCAAAAUUAGCACUCACCUUUGGAACACAAAUGAAAGCUAAAAGGGCACUAGAAGAAACAGAAGAAAAGAAAACACUUCAGCCAAAGAAAAAGAUUAAAGAAUUAAGAAUUUUGGAUGGAAAGACUGCACAAAACUUAUCAAUAUUUUUGGGAUCUUUUCGUAUGCCUUACGAAGAAAUAAAAAGUAUAAUUUUAGAGGUUGACGAAGAGAAGCUGAGUGAAUCCUUGAUUCAGAGCCUAGUAAAGAAUCUUCCGGAGCAGAAAGAGCUCAAUGCCUUAGCCCAGUUAAAGGAUGAAUAUAGCGAUCUUUGCGAGCCAGAACAAUUUGGAAUUGUUAUGAGUUCAGUGAAAAUGUUGCGGUCACGUCUGAACGGGAUUCUUUUCAGGCUUAUGUUUGAAGAGCAUGUAAACAAUAUCAAACCUGACAUUAUGGCAGUUACACUAGCUUGUGAAGAGCUGAAGAAGAGUGAAAGCUUCAGUAGGCUUUUAGAGUUAGUGCUAUUGGUUGGAAACUACAUGAACUCUGGCUCUAGAAAUGCACAGUCUCUUGGUUUUAACAUCAGUUUUCUUUGCAAGAUUAGAGAUACUAAAUCAUCGGAUCAGAAAACAACCCUAUUGCAUUUUCUGGUAGAGAUCUGUGAGGAGAAUUAUCAGGAUAUUUUAAAAUUCCCAGAUGAAUUGGAGCAUGUUGAAAGUGCAAGCAAAGUUUCAGCCCAGAAUCUCAAGAGCAACCUUGAUUCAAUGGGCCAUCAGAUCCAGCGCCUCGAAAAUGACAUUGAGCAUUUCCCUAAAACAAAAGACGCACAUGAUAAGUUUGUUGAAAAGAUGAGCAGCUUUGCUAAGAGUGCCCGAGACCAAUACGAAAAAUUGUCCAAUAUGCACAACAACAUGACUAAGUUGUAUGAAAACUUGGGAGAAUACUUCACCUUUGAUCCCAAAGCAAUAAGCAUAGAAGAAUUCUUUGGUGAUCUGAGCAACUUCAGAACCCUAUUUUUGGAGGCAUUAAAAGACAACAACAAAAAAAGAGAACUAGAGGAGAAAACUAAGAGAGCCAAGCUGGCAAAAGAGAAGGCUGAACGAGAGAAACUGGAGCGGCAGAAGAAGAAGCAGCAGUUGAUUGAUAUGAACAAAGAGGGCGAUGAGACAGGAGUGAUGGAUAAUCUGCUGGAGGCCUUGCAGUCGGGAGCAGCAUUCAGGGAUCGCAGGAAACGAACACCAAGAAGCCAGGAUAACAGACGAGUAACUUUGGAAAGGUCUCGUUCUCGCCACAAUGGAACGAUCACAGCUGUAUGAUUCCUCUGAUGCCAAAGAAUUAGUGAAUUGUUUUAUUUACAAUAAAAUUGGUAUACUUUGAAAACAGUUUAACAAACAAAUUGGUAAUAAUCAUAAAUGAAUACUGGUAUUGAUUAAAUCAAAAGAUGUAUAAAUGUGAUGUAUUUUUAAAGCUAUUACUAAAUACUACACAUACUGUAUUUUAGUACCCCAACUACCAAGAUCUGUAAACAGUGUUAAACAACAGGCUCUUUAUCUUAUUUUCUUAUGUUACUUUAUUUUUAUUUUUUUUAAGCUGGCAGUUUACCUGAAAGGAGUUGGGGAGUUUUAGGAAGUCUUAUAUGGAUAAUAAAAUAAAAAUUUGUUGAAAUAAUACAGCUGUGGACAGGAUCAGGUCAUGGAAAGGACAUGACUCCAUUUGCAGUUCUGAUUUGGACAUGAAAGGAGAAAAGAAAUUAGUAUAUAAAUGAAUUCAGACAUGAGCUGAUACGUAUUAUCAGAGUCAUUUUUGUAACCGUGCAAAAGCAAUGCACAGCCCCAGUCAGGUUGCUGAAAAUCUUAUCUCAGUGUAAAGCCUAGUGGAUUCAGCUGUUUGGCUGCAAGUAGGAUUUACCACAUAGCUACACUUUUGGUGAUUUGAUGAUGUAUAGUUAUUUAUCACUGCUAAAAAAAAAAAAAUUAAAAAAAAAUAAAUCAGAGCAUAGGAUUUUACCAAAGUUAAAUAAUACCAAGGGCGUAAUAUGUUUUUAACUGUAUCUUAGGAGGGAUUUUCUAAUUAUGCACUUAAUAUAUUCUUUAUACAAGUAUUUUUGGGGAAAAUAUAAUUGUCCUUAUUUUAAUUGCUCUAAAAAUACUUUACCUUUGUUUAAGUUUUUAGAGAAAAGCAACAUUAUAAAUCUAUUCAGAACUGCCUCUGAGUUUUUCCUCUGUUUCUCAGGUAAAAUAUGUAGUGGGAUCUCUACUGGUGGAUUUUAGUGCUGAGGGCUAAGCAGAUAAAAAAACAAAUUUUCUACCUGGAGCACUGUGCAGCAGUGAACAAUGAUUGCAGCAGUCCGAUUUUUCGGGAAUCUCCUUCCAAUCUCCGUGGUGUGCCAGCCCCUGCACCGCAGUACCUCAGGUGAGCAGUCAGCUUAGUAGCAGACACCGUGUAUGUUCUGCCACUCAAUGGUAAACUGCCAUUACCUAUUUCCCCCAGACUCUAGUUGAAUAUACAGCCUGUGGUGGUGGUUAGGUUGGUCCUCACCAUCCUUUGUGCUAGAGGCUUACUGUUUAUCUGCAUGGAGUGGAAGACUUUAAGUGGGAGGUCUAGUGGAACCGCUCCUGUGCUGCUCAGCUAUAACCUUUUCAAAAACAGGAUACGAUGUAGUAGAUGGCACUUGUUCUCAAAUUAUUGCUUUUCACUGACUGAUGAAUUAUUAUGAAUAUUUUUAUUGCCUGAGGCUAUGGGGAACUUUUUUUUUUAAUGUUAUGUAAACAGUGUUUGGAAGGUAAGGUGUCACAUUGUUUUUUUGUGCACUAACUGCUAACUUUAGAGGAGCAUUCAAUAUUGGGGCAGUAUAACUUUGCACUACUGCUUGAGCCAAGCAUCUUUGUACAGUAGAUUCUUUUUGCUUUUCUAGUAAGAUACUGUAAAGAUUAGCUGACUAGUUUGGGAUAAAUUCUUAUAAUUUCAGACUCUAAUGAUCAAUAUCCAAUUAUUGCAAGAAAAGAUACAGCUCAUUUUCAGUCUACUAUUGAAAUAAAAGAAAAAAAUUCCAUGGGCUUCAAAGAAAACAAGGUUUUUGCCCAUUGCUAUAUCUCUAGACAUAGGAAUGUGAUUGAAGCCUAGUGAAAUGUGUACUGUCAACUAAUACUCUACCUAAAUUGUUUGGGACUUUUUUCUGUCUUUUAGUAAGAGUUACGUGGUACUUCUGGGAAAAAAAAAUUGCAUGUAACAGGAUUCUGUCUCCUAGUUUUUCAGGAAGAGAUACAAAUAAUUGUAUUGUUUUGUAUAAGUUCAACAUCAACCUUGUAUCGAAGCAUAACUUUUUAAAUUGGAAUAUUAAAUUUACAGUUAUACAAUGUGUUUAAUGUACAAAGCUAAUGUAAAAGGAUUAGGUGCAUAAUGACUAUAUGAAUUUGUACUACAAUGAAACAGUGUAUUCCAAUUCAAUUUUUAAAAUAAGUGUUUUGCUGGGAUUUACAAAUACUGGUGUAAUCUUUGUAUGUGAAAACUCAACAGCUCAAAUUAGAAUCUUUAUACCAUAGCAGUAAUUAUUAAUGUACCAGUUUUCCAUUUCCAUUAGUUGUAUUUUUUAAAAGCUCUGUAAGAGCUGACUACAGAUUCUGAAGAACCAAAUGUUAGCAAAAAGCAAAUCCAAAAUAAUAACAUCAUUCGAUAUUUCUAUUUUACUACUUUUUUGCGUAUUUGAAACAUUUAUAUAAUUUCAUGGGCAUAUCUGUUAGAAUGAAAGUGUCUCUCAAAGGAAAAUGACUUUAGAAGAUAAUUUAUGUAAAUAUAGGGUGCUUGUAUUUAUGAAGUCUAAAAUAUUUUCUGAAAUUGAUGCUGGUCACUUUGUCUUUUGAUAGUUUUUCAGUCUAUAUUAAAUUGCAGAUAUUUUUGAUGUUUUUAUUAUUGAUAUAAUUUUCAGAAUUGUCACAUGUUUAUCUAGUAUCCUAGAAGAGUAGCACCUUCUUCAGAAAUGCACUUGCCUUAUUUUCUAAUUUUAAAAAAUGAAAUAUAUCAGUUAAAUUAUAUUUGUAUUCAAGGUAAUCCCAGAAGGUAAAUCGCUGGAGAAUUCAUACAUAAAUUUCUUGCUAAUUAUGUUUCACUAUAUGUCCUCUGAGAUAUUGCAUUAACAAUAUACCAGCACAUCUGUUUGCAUUCACAUUUUAUCAGUUUUAAGUACUGAAGAGAUUUUUUAUGAUGUUACACUGUUUACAUUUCUUAGUUUUUUAAGAGGAAAAUAUUGUUACCUUUGAAAUGAAUUGAACUAAUUUUGCAAUUGACAUGGAAAUGAAACGUUUAAGUCAUAUACAAAUAUAUAUCUCUGUUGCUUAAAACUACUGGCUGUUCAGAUCAGAAAUGUAAAGACACUAGACUUUAUUUGCUCAAGUUUUAUGCAGUUUGCUCAGAAAACAAGUGCAACACAAUUCAUAUCAUGUAUGUUUGUCUGGUAUUCAGCAAAUGUCCUUUCCCUACACAAAAGUGAUGUUUUUUUAAAAAAAAUGUUAACUGUAUUUUGAACUGAUACUGUAGCCAAAACAAAACGAGUGCCUCAGAAGGCAUUGGCAAACAACUUCAAAAAGUAUUGCUGGAAAUACUAUUACGUAAUUUGUUCUGGCUUUAGGCAACUGUGGUAAAUAUCAAAAAUGUUAUAUGAAAUUAUCUAUUCUUUUUUGAAAACUUAGAUACAAAUGCAAACAUUUCCAUAGUUCCCUUUUAUAAUAUGCAAAUAGUUAUGAAUGUAUGUCUGUUCUUGCAUUUUGUGUGUGGUCUAUGUACUACCUCAGACAAGUGCUGCAAAAACCAUAAUGUUUUCAUGGUUUCUAUCCAGACCACAAUUCAUCAGUGGCCUACUUUAAAGUCAUCCCACAAUUUACAAAUGGUUUGCAGAACUUUAAGAAUCUGGCUGAGAUUUAGGUUGGGCUGUCAAAAUCCUCCUGUCUGUAGCAUUCAUUAAGAAAACUUUGCAGUGUUUGGCUUUUGCAUCCCUCAGGCACAAAGGAUCUUGCUUUGACAGGUGAAUUUAGUACUUCCUAUAUGGAGAAUUAUAUAGCUAGUAAAUAUUUAAAGCUGGUAAUAGUUAUGUGGGAGCAAACUUAUCUGUACAUGUAAAUUGCUUCUUAUCCAUUAAACAAAGUCUUGGCUGAAUUGUGCUUUAAUGUUUGUCUUCAAAUUGCUGAAAGGUCAGGCAUAAUAAAUGCUAAGAGACAAAGCAGUGUAAAGGUAUCACAUCUCUUAUGUGCCAUAAUGUAUUUGCACAUUCUGCAAUUUAAAAUAAGUAUUGUAAGAAACCUCCACAUCUCCUCUUCUACAGUAUCUACAUUCACGCCCACACAUGCACAAAAACGGAAGUAAAAAAAAAAAAAUUCCUCAAAGCAGCUAAAGCCAAAUCCCUCAGCUUCAGGUGUCUCUGUUUCAGAACACAUUGCUUUCGUGCACAAGAAAGGAAGUUGUGCAAGUCUUCUGCUCAAUUCUGCAGUCCUGCAAGCUGUUGCUCAAGCACUGACUGAUGCCAUUAGAAAAAUAUUAAUAGGGAAAGUUCUUGCAGUACUUAUUUUAGCAUGUUUGGGGUGAUACAUAUGCCACAGAAUGUGAACAAUAAUCUAUUACAGUUUAGUUAUGGUCUGUUACAUGCACCAUUUGGUUUCCCAUUUGGAAGUUAUAUGACUCCUGAUGCCAAAAAAAGGAAAAAAAAAAAAAGUGACAAAACUCAAAAUUUCUGUUAUUUAACCAGCUCUGUGUUGGUAAGUUAUGUUUAAAAUAAGAAUUUGAUGAAAUCGCAGCCUGGCCAUUGUUAAUCCAUGUAUUCUGAAAACUGUAAUAAAGAUAUAUGUAACAUGAUUUUGUUCUGUGAACCAAUGUUUUACUUGUUUAUAGUAACUGUUACCUACUGAGUAUCAUCACCUCAAAAAUCUGUUUUCCUUAUGUAACAUGAUUAAAUCAAAAAUUACUUCCCAUUUUA